AUGAAUCGAAAUCAGCUCGUAGCCGAACGCGAUAAUCUUCUCGCCGACUACAACGAUCUCCUUCUCCAAGCACAACGUCUCCAGUCCAAACAACUCAUACACAAAUAUGAUGCUUUGCCCCUGCUAGACCUUCCCACCCGUUUGCAGUGUUUGCAACAGCUCUACCCGCUGCUGAAAAUCCAUUCGUUCCAGUCCUCCCAACCCGAACACCAUCACCACCAGCAGUCUGCCGUGCAUGUCACCUUUUCCAUCGAUAACCUGUCAAUAGCGCUCCGAUACGCAACUCGCCAAUCUCAAAUAACCCACCUAAGCGUGACUCAUGUCUCGCCCUCCCGAAUACCUCUAGAGCCUCUUACACACUACUGCGAACAAACGCUCAACUUGCCCUUCCUGCUAUCCGGUUGCUACGAAUAUGCUCGUCUCGCCAGGUUCAGAACCGAUCUGUGGGAAAAACUAACAUCUUCGUUCAGUUAUUUGACAGCCCACUUAAGGUCUCAAAGGAACUGCCUGCAGUUGAGCUCUCAAAAAUCCAACCUCACCCUCGACGUCUACUUCUUCAUCACUUUCGAUCGCCUUCCUUUCCCAAGUUCAACCGUCAACGUCAAACUUGCCUCCGAGAUGGGAAGCAUCCCACAUGCCAACGAAGUCUGUUCUGCACUCAUCAAGGAAUACGGACUGGAACACGGUCUACACGAGUUUAUUAAGGCCGUCAUGUCCUAG
Molecule: messenger RNA, 720 nt
Organism: Lachancea meyersii CBS 8951
Lineage: Eukaryota; Fungi; Ascomycota; Saccharomycetes; Saccharomycetales; Saccharomycetaceae
Source: the annotation of a GenBank genome assembly